Molecule: messenger RNA, 2897 nt
Organism: Pogona vitticeps (central bearded dragon)
Lineage: Eukaryota; Metazoa; Chordata; Lepidosauria; Squamata; Agamidae
Gene: LRRC49
Product: leucine rich repeat containing 49
Molecular function (GO): protein binding
Source: RefSeq, a predicted model, not a curated record
GGGCUCCGAGGCCGGCGGAAGAGAAGGGAGGGUGUUGCCAUGGUGACUAACGCCGCGGCUUCCGGCCUGAGGGGCGGGGAAGAAAAAAGGGGCGGAGCUCCUUCCCGCUGCCUCGCCGCCGCCGAGGAGGAGCCGCCGCCGGGUCGGCGUUGCCAUGGUGCCCAGCAAAUGCCGGCCCGCCGCCGGGACCAGGCCCGGCCACGCCGUGUCGGCUAACAAUUAUGGGCUUCAGCUAGUUCUCCAAACCACUUCAGCUGCUGAAAGAACCAAACCUCUUGAGUUCAGAUUGCACAAAGAGCAGCCAUAUCAUCAUAACAGAUUCUUGCAGCAUGAUCAUGAAAAGAGCUAUUCAGGAAAACUAGAUGGAAGGUUGAGUCCUUUAUCGCGCAGUAAAAAACUGUAUGUUCCUGUAACAAAUAAUUUUGCAGAUGUGCCUAGUCUGGAGAUAAAAUAUGGGGCAGGCUCUCUCUCAGCAUUUGGGGACUGCUCUUUCCCUACCCCUGCAAAGUACAGAAUUCAACAGGGCUGUCAAAGUGUUGGUGGAAAUAUCCCAGAUAGUAUCAGUUAUGGGAACACCUCUUUUCCCCUGGUGCAUCGUGCUACGGAUGAGAAAACGCAGCACUCGGACCGGUUGACCCUGGAAAGGCAAAAGCUGACCGUGUGCCCCAUUAUUGAUGGCGAAGAACACCUGCGCUUGCUCAGCCUCCAGCAUAACUGCAUUACUCGGAUCCAGAAUAUUUCCAACCUGCAGCAUCUUAUCUUCUUAGAUUUGUAUGAUAAUCAGAUAGAGGAAAUCAGUGGCCUUUCCACCCUGAGGUCACUCCGGGUCCUUCUGUUGGGGAACAACAGAAUAAGGAGAAUAACAGACCUGGAUAACCUUGGAAGCCUUGAUGUCUUAGACCUUCAUGGAAACCAGAUUGCCAUCAUUGAAAACCUUAAUCAUUUAAGUGGUCUCAGAGUGCUGAAUCUUGCCCGGAACGGUUUAACAUAUGUCGAAAACCUCAGUGGACUGGAUUCGUUGACAGAGCUCAACCUUCGAUAUAAUCAGAUCAGAUUUGUGAAAGAUGCAGACACGUUGCCCUGCCUCCAGCGUCUGUUCCUCAGCUUUAACGAUAUAUCUCGUUUUGAAGACAUUCUGUGCCUUGCCGAUUCCACGUCCCUCUCAGAAAUCUCUUUAGAUGGCAACCCCAUAGCGCAGGAGACAUGGUACAAGCCUACUGUUCUCCACCAUAUGAUGCAGCUCCGACAGCUAGACAUGAAGAAAAUCACAGAGGAAGAAAGGCGUUUGGCAUCCGUCGCCCUGAGGAAAGAGGAAGAAAAGAGACGCGAGAACCACAAGCAGACUUUGCUGAAGGAGAAGAAGCGCUUGACUAUUAGCAAUAUUGCUCGUCUGUGGGAGAGCCAACAGAAUCGGUUCGCCCCAUCUUCGGAUCAAGAGAACAACAAAGACGACGAAUCCUGCCAAAAUAACAGAAGUUCGGCAUAUGGAUUUCCUGAGCAAAGCAGGUCCCUCGACUCCCUCUUGGGCAAAGCCACCCCAGGCUUGUCCGUCCUGGACUCUCAUUUGGUGGAAAUUGAUGGCGGCAUCCUCUACCUCUACGGCUCUGGCGCUCUGGAGUCACUGGAUCGGAACUGGAGCGUUCAGACGGCCGGGAGCAUUGCCACCGUCUCUUUUAUUUUCAUAGACUUUGAUGAAAUCGUUCCAGUCUUGCCAAAACUGAAGAUUAAGUUUCCUAAUUCUCUGCACUUGAAAUUCAAGGAGACCAACCUUGUCAUGUUGCAGCAGUUCAAUGCCUUAGCCCAAGUUCGCCGCCUUGAGCAGUUGACCGUUGAGGCUCAGGGAAAUCCGGUUGUCACCUUCACCUUAUGGAAAUAUUAUGUUCUGUUUCGAUUGAGCCAUCUCAACCUGCAAAAAAUAGAUGGGAUCGAGGUUACACAGAACGACACGGUUAUGGCUGAACGGCUGUUUGGUGUGUUGGCCUAUGUGGCGUCUUCAGAUGUACCCUAUUACCGCUUGCUUUCAUUACUCGGAGAAGGCAGGAAGAAACAACUGUGUUACCUUUUGGAAGCAAAGGGGAAAAAACCAGGAGGUGCCAGCGAAGACAGCAACGACUACCACCGAAAGCUUGGAGUAGAAAAUGCUGGUCGGUUGACAUUGAAUUAUACCCCACGAGAAUCUCAGGCUGAAAAACUGGAGGAAAUGAAGGACAGGAAGAACUUCUGCCAAACCUACAUCCAAGAGUUAGUGAAGGAAGCGGCUGACAUCAAUAUGAAAAACGAGUCGUUGCAGAAACUCUGGCCUCAGAUCUUCAUUGAACUCGUCAGGGAUGCUGUGAUGGAGAUACGCAACAAGGACUCCUACACGAAGCUCAGCUUGCAACGAAUUGCUGCCGAUCCGAAGUCGUAAAGAGCACGGGUUCCCUCCGGAUGUCAGUGUCCUGUUGUCUUGUUUUCCAUCAAGGCCUCAAAUGGCCUGAUGCAUUUGCCAUUGCUCCUGGACAACUAUUUAAAUGAUAUCGAUAAAGGUUGCCUUGAAAAAACCACACUCUCUCUCUUACACACACAGAAACAUACACACAAAAUGUGGCCUUUUUCACAUUUUUUGGAUUCCCUUUCCCUGGCUCAAACUUGCACGAGUGUGUAUACACCACAGGCUUCAAACAGCAGCGUGCAGAUAAUGUGACACCUGUCCUGGGUAAUGGUCUGAAUUCCCACGUCUCUACUUAUUGCCAUGGCUGCUCUUGCUGCAUUUUACACAAGGACACUUAAUUUAAAGGAAAGGCACCCCACUCCUCUGGACACUCCACCUUUCAGUGUUUUCCUUCUCUUGCUGCUGUCGCUGGGGGGUGUAAGGUGUUGAACACUGGAAAUUUAAUAAAUUAUUCUGUUUAUAAUUG